ACCCAUGUUCAUGGGCGUGACAUGUUAUUUGAGAAACAGAACUCAUUAGAUAAUGUUUUAAAUUCGAAUAUCCAUUACGUAAACAAUUGUAAAUACAUUUUAAUUACGGGCCGACUAUAUAAACACAUUCAUUAAAAUAAAUAUAGUCAUAUAAAUGCCACUGUUUCUGUUCUCUCAACUCUAAAUAAAAUUAUUAGCGGCUUAGAAGAAAAAAUGCACUAUCAAGAACAGAUGGAGUCGCUUAUGUUGGGAGAAGAACGCAGACGCGGAAACUACGUCAGAGACGCAGACGCGGACGCGGACGCAGAUGAAGGUGUUAACUCUCCCUCUUCUUUUCCAAACUCUCCUGAUGAUUCGGACCGUCGCACUUCUUCUUCUUCUUCAAGGAGAGGAUUGUCGAAACAUUACAAAGGUAAAUCACAAUCGUUCACAACGUUGGCAGAAGCGCUAACUGUGGAAGAUCUCGCUAAGCCCGAGAAUCCAUUCAACGCAAAGCUGAAGCAGCGACGAGAGAGCCCUCACUGUCGUAGAUUAUCCGGAUGCGGCGGCGCUUCGGAGCGAAAUUUAAGUGGUCACGACGUUUUUCUCGCCGGAAACGAUGGGCCGCAGCGACUCCCCGGUAACAGACCGCCUCUGAGAGCCCAGACGCUCUCGGCGGCUCAUAUUUCGGCUUUGCUUACUCGAACCUAAACCGGAACAGAACCGGGUUUUGUUUUGGACGAUGUUUUUCAAUCUUUUGUUUUCUAAUUUUGUACAAGUUACUUAAAAAGUGUGUUGACCUUUUGAUAAUUUUGUAAUUUUCCAGUUUAAUUUAGAAAGCACUUGACAGUAUAUAAUAUACAAGUAACUGACCAUA
Arabidopsis lyrata subsp. lyrata is the source of this 856-nucleotide messenger RNA. RefSeq lists its product as uncharacterized. The record is from RefSeq and is a predicted model, not a curated record. The transcript has 2 exons. Lineage: Eukaryota; Viridiplantae; Streptophyta; Magnoliopsida; Brassicales; Brassicaceae. The coding region runs from base 214 to 690 and encodes 158 amino acids.